This is a messenger RNA of Prorocentrum cordatum, 411 nucleotides long. Lineage: Eukaryota; Dinophyceae; Prorocentrales; Prorocentraceae. The record is from the annotation of a GenBank genome assembly.
AUGGGUAUGGGCAAGCCCUGGGCGACAGCUUGGAGGAGCAGUGUGCGAGGGACCCCCUCGAUGGGGGUCGGCUUCAAGCAGAUGGCGGGCGGCUCCGAAGGCGUCGAGGAGCUGGAGGUUCAGGAACAGGAGGUCCAUGAAACCGUGGAGAUGCUGACGGAGGAUGUGGCAACAGGGUGGGAUCAGUUCAACGCCGACGACGGCGGCGGGGACGGGGGGGUCGAGGGGGCGAGCUGCGGGCGGUCUCGUCCGAGGGCGAUCCGCAUGGCGACGAGCUGGACGCCACGUCGAUGGGCGAUACGUGGGAGUCGGAGGGCAUGGACGUGGGCGUGUGCCGUCUGGCGGUGGCGCAGGUGGCGAAGGUGGCUAAGACGAGGACAGAAUAAGCUGAGCGAGGGCCUGCGCGAGUAG